Molecule: messenger RNA, 5566 nt
Organism: Heterocephalus glaber (naked mole-rat)
Lineage: Eukaryota; Metazoa; Chordata; Mammalia; Rodentia; Bathyergidae
Source: RefSeq, a predicted model, not a curated record
CAGUGGCUCUGCACCUGCCUCACAAGCGCAAGGCCUUGAGUUUGAUCCCCGAGACCAAAAAUAAAAAAUAUAUUACCAUAAAAGGCACAUGGCCAUUCAUUGCCCUCAGAAUCCUCCUCUCGCGUCAGACACACUCACACCUCGUUCUCGCCAUUUCUGAAGCAGUUCUGGAAGUCUCUCUCUUGAGUGUCUUCAGCUCCACUAUCCUGGGUGUCCCGAUGCCCUAAACCAAUCUGAAAUGUUCACCUUUCCUGGUCAUUUUGCCUUUGGGGAAGAGGCAGAAGUCACCCAGAGCCCGAUCUGGUGAAUACGGUGGGUGAGGACGCACCACAGUAUUUUUAUGAGUCUGCUUUUCUGUUGGAUGGUGCUCAGCAGCAGCUUUCUUGGUGGGUUUUUUUAAUUACACCUCAUAAAGACACCCAAAGCAGGACUUCCAGAACCACUUCAGAAAGUGAAAGAUCGAAGGGAUGAGUGUGCUGAGGGGGUAUUCUGAAGAGGAUUCGUGCAACCUAUCUUUUACUGUAAUAUGUUUUCUGCAUUUAAACACAAGCCAUCGUUUUUGAUCAAUGCCCUUGUAACUCUGUAAGGCCAAGACCAUCUCAACUGAAAACUCUUCCUGUGUCUGCCUCCUAAGGACUCAAAUGUCCACUUGGAUCUGGGAUGGGAACUGUAGAGGAUCAGGAGGGAACACAGUCCUGGACUGUGGGAACCGUGGAGGAGGGUUUGGGAGAAGGAUCGAAAACCCCAUUUUCCACAGAGCAGGAUCAGGACCUCACCCUGAACACAGUGCUGUGCGUGACUUCGUGCCAUGUGUGAUGUGCAGCCCACAGGCCCAGCCUGCCACCCGUCAGAGCAGACAAGGGCGACAGCACUCCUGGUACAUCAGAGACGUGCGGAGAUGUGGAUUUGGACAGAGCUGGAUCCCCAAGACGAUGAGAAAGGAAAGAGUAGACAGAAGCAAUACUUGGAGCAGGACACUGACUUGGGAAUCGUGAGCCACCAGGAGCCUGACUUACAGGGCUGCAUAUUUGGAUCUUUGCAAUAAACAGAGAGGUAGAAAGAGAGAGAGAGAGAGAUGAUAUAGAUGAUAGUUAGCCUCUGAAGGGUGUGGAGACUUCUACACUCACGUAACCCCAAGCCCAGCCCUGGGGGAGGGAGAGGCAGGGGGCAGAGGACGGUCCUGCAGCUGCAGCAGCUGGCUACUUCUCCCAAGGCCAUGCUCUUCAAACCGGAAGUGUGUGUCCCUGAGGGGAAGUGAUGAUUCUUCCAAGGGUUCAGAGGCAAAACCAUUUUAAGGGAACCAAUUUCUAGGACCUCAGCGCGUCUAUCUACCCUUCCCUGGAGGUCACAUCUGUGAUGGGAAUGCUGCCCCCUUUCUCACCACCACCCCCCCCACUUUUGGAAAGAAGCCGAGCUUCUCACCUGUCCUCGGCCUUACUGGAAGGCCUUGCGCUGGCAGUACAGUCUCCCAGGACGCCACACUGAGAUACAAUUGGAGAAGUUGGUGUGGAGAAGGUAGAUAGAUGACUUUAAUAACUGCCUAUAAAAACCUUUGAAGUCUGAUGGAAAUCUUUCAACAAAAGAUUUUCAAAUUCGUAGAUGUUAAGGUAUUAAAAAUAUUUUUGAUGACAUCUUGGUAUGUGAUUCUUGGCAUAACCAAGGAGUUCAAUGAAGUGAAUGGCAUUGCCAUGAUGAAACUCCUUACGUCCCCAGCUGUGCAUUUAUCUCAACAAGGUUUCUCAGGACUUACUGUUUCAAGCAUAUUUGCUGGGAGUGGAUCUUUCUGGGUUGGACAGAGCCACCCAAAACUGUCCCUGCAAUCCGGCAGAGUCUUUUCUUCCACACAGUCACACGGACGCCUCUUCCCAGCCACACAGGCACAAAGAUCCACACCCACAGGAAGCUCAGGAGAGAUUCGCCCCCUGCCAGACAGCUGGGGCCAAGUGUGGCCUCGGAGAUCCUUCAUACCAAACUUUGGCUGAGCUGACCAGGAAUCGAGGCCCAGAGAGAGGAGAACUGUCUGGGGGAACAGAGCUGGAACUAGGAAGCGGCUUCAUCCCCUCAGCCCAGUGCCUUCCUUCCCCUCCCCUUACCUGUUACACAGGUGAGCAAAAGGUGAGGCUGCUCUGCCUGUGGUGUGCAUGCUAACGCCACAGGUCCUCCACAGAAACCCGCUUGACACGAACUGGCAGUGGAUGAGGUUCUCAUAGGACUGAUUUUCAGGAAGUAGUCUAGACCCCCCGAGAGGAAGCACAGGGAACAGAAAAGAAUGGAAAGUAUGGGAGGAAGGACAGACCCCCGGCCAUCUCUGGUCCUUGUAGUUAAUGACUUGAAGGACAAACACUGCAGCGCCGUGGCCAAGCUCACUGUGUCCUGGCGACACUCAGCCAGCUUGGUACACCUGCUGCCACAUGGCUGGGGUCUGGAGGAGGGAGUUCCCAGGGUACUGAAACACGAGAGGAGGGAACCCUGAUGCGCACUGCACGACGGCCACCCUCCAGCACGGGGAUGGAUGGAGGAAGCUGUGCGUGGAUGGCCGUGUGUUCCGGGAACUCGUUUACAUGAAAGGUUCAGAAUUGGCAAAUCUAUAAAGAUAGAAAAUAAGUUAAUGGGUCAGAGGCUGGGAGUAGCAGAGAAGGGGAACUGACCACUAAUGAGCGGAGUUUGCUUUUUUGAGUAUUGAAAAUGUUCUGGAAUGAAAUAGUGAGGGCGAAUGCACAACCUUGUGAAUAUACUGACCACCGCUGAACUGUAUACUUUAUUAAAAGUGAGUUUUGUGGUGUCUAUGUUAUAGCUUAAUUCUUAAAGAAAAUGGCAGAAUGAAGUAAGUAGCAAAUAGUGCUGUAAGCCGGGCUUGGUGAGGCAGCACUUGGGAGGCUGAGGCAGGAGGGUCACUGCAAGUUUGAGACCAACAGGGACUACAUAGUGAGUUCAAGGCCAGCCUGCACUACAAAGUGAGACCCUGUCUCAAGAAAACAAACAAACAAACAUACAGAGGCACAAGAGAUCUGAGGCGAUGCCUCAUAUUUAUCAAUCACCUGCUAUGUUCCAGACAUUCAAAUAUUUCACACUCUUUUCCUCACCUGCAGCACCGAGCACUGAGAGUAGGCACAGUCUCUUCCUCACAGAAGAGGACUCUAAGGCGCCAGAUGGAGCUGGGCCAGGGGACACCACUGCUUGGUGUCUGGUGACUGUGAAGCCUCAGGUCUCCCUGCGGCCACCGCCCAUGUGCUUUCCUCCAUGGCAUGACGUCACCUCUAGCUCUGGCUGAAGGGACCUCAUGUAUGCUGCCGGUCACCCUCAGUUUACCUGCCCAGCGGCGCCACACUCAGGAAGUAGGUCUGGUGAUGACCAUCUGUCCCCUCUGCAGAUGACGCCUGGAGAGCUGGCCCUGGCCAGCGGCAACCACACCCCCGUCACCAGGUUCAUCCUGCUGGGCUUCUCCAACCACCCGGACCUCCGGGAGCUGCUCUUCGGGGCCUUCCUGCUCAUCUACGCAGUGACGGUGCUGGGGAACCUGGGCAUGAUGGUGCUCAUCUUCACCGACGCCCGGCUCCACAGCCCCAUGUACUUCUUCCUCAGUGUCCUCUCCUUCCUUGACAUCUGCUACUCCUCCGUGGUCACACCCAAGCUCCUGCUCAACUUCCUGGCCUCGGACAAGUCCAUCUCUUUCCAGGGAUGCGUGGUCCAGCUGGCCUUCUUUGUGAUGCAUGUGACAGCCGAGAGCUUCCUGCUGGCCUCCAUGGCCUAUGACCGCUUCCUGGCCAUCUGCCGACCCCUCCAUUAUGUUCCUGUCAUGAGCAGGAGGACCUGUCUGCAGCUAGUGGCUGCUUCCUACGUAUUUGGUGGCGCCAACUCUGCUAUCCAGACUGGGAAUGUCUUUGUGCUGCCCUUUUGUGGGCCCAACCAGGUCACCCACUACUUCUGUGACAUCCCGCCCCUCCUGCGCCUGGCUUGUGCCAACACAGACAUGGCGGAAGUGGUCCUCUACAUCUUCUCCGCCCUGGUCACUCUCCUGCCUGCUGCGGUCAUCCUCUCCUCCUACAGCUCAGUCCUGGCAGCCGUCGGGAGCAUGCGCUCUGCAGCAGGGCGGGAGAAGGCCCUCUCCACGUGCGCCUCGCACUUCCUGGCCAUCGCCAUCUUCUACGGCACCGUGGUUUUCACCUACGUCCAGCCCCACGGCCCCACUAGGGAGGCCAAUGGCCAAGUGGUGUCCGUGUUCUACACCAUAAUAAUUCCAAUGCUCAACCCUUUCAUCUACAGCUUCCGCAACAAGGAGGUGCAGGGCGCCCUGCAGAGGCGGCUCCAGGUCAGAGUAUUUCACUCCUGAGCCCUGAAAUCAUGUGUUGGGAGGAGGAAGAGCAUCUUCCAGAUCACAUUAUGAGUUUUUGUAACCAAGACCAGCCUUACUUUUGAAGGGAAAACAGUAAAUAUCAGACUUCGUACAGAGAACUGCAGUUUAGAAAGCAUCUUAUUAUCCAUUGUCACAUCCAACCCUCAGCGCCAUAGCGUUAGUUGCCUGGUUGGAAUGAUCUCAUGUUACAAACAACAGAUACAAGACAGUCAAAAAAAAAAAAAAGAAUUACCUAAAUUCAUUGAGAGAGUGUAUUCAACAUCAGAGACUCCAUACCAAAACAGAGAUAUUUCACCUACACUGCAGCCACAGAGCAAGUCUUUAUUGACAUCUCACCCUAACAAUCAAGAAAUAUCAGACAAGAGGCAACACAACUGUUGCUAUUUUGCCACUGAUUUGGUGAAAUGGGAGUGGACACCAAACGGCUCGGGAGAAACAUACCCUUAUACGUCAUAUUGCAGCUGAAUUUUGUGGCGCUGUCUCAUUAAAACUUCAGGAUCAAGAGAGACCUUCCCUUGGACAUCUGUUUUCAAGAAAGAUGUAUAUAUGUGGCUCAUAAUUUUCAAGGGCUGGGUGUUGUGAGUCUGUGUGUGUGUGCCAGAGAGAGAGGUGGAGGAGAUAUGGUUGGGCAGUUACAGCAUUAUAUAAGAUACUGUGCUUUUGGAAAUGAUUCAAAACCUUUUUUAUAUAUUUGGCUUUAGUAUCUUUAAAUAUAUAUGUAAUGUGGUAAAAGCAUGUAUCAUAGAGAGUUGCAAAUGGAGAAGCUGAACUCAAAGACCUAACUAGGCUUGAACACUGGAUUGGAAAGCAUGCUCUGAAAUGGAUAUGAAGUCUUACUGAAUUGAGUCAGCUAUAGCCUGAGGCUUGGGGAUUACUGUAUUACUGUAUUUUUUUCAGAUCUACUUUAAGGAAAUUAUUGUAGAUUCAGAAACUCUUAUUAAACCAACAAGUCUAUCAAAGCAUCCUGCCCCAAAACAAAAGCUUGGAAAUAAUCUAAAUGUUCCAGAGAGGAAAAGGAUUAAAUGAUUUAUCCUCCCGAGUUUGAUCCCUGGUACCAAAAAAAAAAAAAAAAUGAUUUAUCCUCUAAAUAGAUUUUGAUGCAACCAUUAGUAAUUAUGUUUAAGAAGAUUAGGUAAAAACAAGAAAAACAGCAGGCCAGGAUACCCAGAAUGUAAAACAAUGUAAUAAAAAUGAGCAGCAGAAAAACACACA